UUUUUUUUGCAUCACGACCUCAGAAAACACAUUUAUAACUGAAACAUAAGCUUCAGGAAACAAUACCUAUCUUUGCUAUGGGAGAUGCAUUCCAUGCAUUUUUCAUUCUAAAUUUUUUUUAACACUGGUUUGGGGCCACUCAUUUGAUUCCGGACCUAUGAAAUGGGUCGUUAACUGCAGUUUGAAAGCCACUGUUUUAGAGGCUAGCGUGCAACCCCCUCGUUUUUACAGAAAGAAGAAAUUGGGGCCCGGUGAGAGAGAAGGGGAAAUUAGUUGAUAGGGUCCCAAAGAGUGCAGGUGGAGUCUUAAACAGAGCCCCGGCCUCCAGAACCACAGACCAUGCCUGCGCGGCUCUCCUCCUUUGCAUUCCCUGCCCGGUCUUCCUCAGCACAUCCCAAGACUCCUUCCAGCCUCCAGCCCCAGACGGCCCCUCAGCCUCUGCUUCCCUAGGAGUGGACUGACUACAGGCUGAGCUGGGACCCUGAGGAGCAAGAGGGCAUCGAUUCACUCUGCAUCACUGCCGAAUCCGUGUGGCUACCAGACGUGGUGCUCCUAAACAACAACGACGGAAAUUUUGAUGUUGCUCUGGACAUCAGAGUCAUGGUGUCCUCCGACGGCUCCGUGCGCUGGCAGCCCCCGGGCAUCUAUCGCAGCAGCUGCAGCAUCCAGGUCACCUACUUCCCCUUUGACUGGCAGAACUGCACCAUGGUGUUCAGUUCCUAUAGCCAUGACAGCUCAGAAGUCAGUCUGCAGACCGGCUUGGGUCCCGAUGGGCAGGAGCGGCAGGAAGUGCACAUUCAUGAAGGCACCUUUAUUGAGAAUGGUCAAUGGGAGAUUAUUCACAAGCCUUCUCGGCUAAUCCAGCCUCCAGUGGAUCCUAGGGGAGGCGGGGAAAGACGGCGUGAAGAAGUCACCUUCUACCUCAUCAUUCGCCGGAAGCCUCUCUUUUACCUGGUCAACGUCAUUGCCCCAUGCAUCCUCAUCACUCUUCUGGCCAUCUUCGUCUUCUACCUGCCACCAGAUGCAGGAGAGAAGAUGGGGCUCUCCAUCUUUGCCCUGCUGACCCUUACUGUGUUCCUGCUGCUGCUGGCAGACAAAGUGCCUGAGACCUCCCUGUCUGUCCCCGUCAUUAUCAAAUACCUCAUGUUUACCAUGGUCCUCGUCACCUUCUCAGUCAUCCUUAGCGUCGUAGACCUCAACCUACACCAUCGCUCACCCCACACCCACCAAAUGCCCCUUUGGGUCCGUCAGAUCUUUAUCCACAAACUCCCUCUGUAUCUGGGUCUGAAGAGACCCAAACCUGAGAGAGACCAGAUACCGGAGCCACCUCCUAUACCUCUCAGAGAUUCUCCACGAAGUGGCUGGGGUCGGGGAACAGAUGAAUGUUUCAUCCGCAAGCCACCAAAUGAUGUUGAUAGUCCGCCUGACGAUUCAGGGGACACGGGUUCAUGCCCCGGUCCGGGAAGAUCCCACAUGCCGCGGAGCAGCUGGGCCCGUGAGCCAUGGUCGCUGAGCCUGCGUGUCCGGAGCCUGUGCUCCGGAACGGGAGAGGCCACAACAGUGAGAGGCCCGCGUACCGCAAAAAAAAAAAAAAAAAGAAAGAAAAAAAGAACCGUGUAAGAAUCCAGAUCUAUUUCCACCGCAGGGUACCCAUUUCUGACCCUCUAUUCACAGAGGUUGUUUCUGACCUCAGGUGCCCCUUCACAGCCACUGAGCCAUAGGUGACUUGUCAAAACUGCGUUACGAAGAUGCUCAUUGGGAAGACACGGAGGAGAAAAGAAAGAGAGAGGGCAGAAUGAACACUUCCUUAAACAGCACAGCCAAGCUGCUGGAAAAAAACAGCUGCUGAACUUGCAUGACCUAAAGUUUCGUUUUAACUUUUAUGAUGGGAUUUCUCGAAUUCAGUUUAAAAACAAAACAAGAGAGGGAAAUUUCAUAAUCAAAGUGACUUACCACUUGAGAUCUCUGAGCUCCCUGUAGAAUUAAGACCUUGGUGCCCCUUGGUGUGUCAGGCUUGGAGUCUGACCCCCAUCUCCUCUGGGGCCCACUCUUCUGGUUCAUGGCAGGAUCCCAGGACUGCACUUCUCUGCUUCUGGGAGACUCUUUUUCUUUCCUCACCUAUAGCACAGAUAUUCCCAGAGGUCUAUCCCUACCACAUAUCUUUGUUUGGAAGCAAUUUCAGAGAGAACUUGUACAAGAGACCAAGAACCACACUCUGGGUCCCUUCCUAGCAUGUCCUAGACACCAUACCCUUCUUAUUUGACUAUUGAUGACAGCUAGCUUAUUGAUCACUUGCCAUAUGCUACUCACACUGCAAAGCAAGUUUUGGGUAUCAGAUAAUUUAAUAUUCACAAUAAACCCCAUUUCCACAUAAAUAAAAAAUAGGUAAGGAAUUUGAAGUACAAAGAAGUUAUAUAACUUGUGCUUUCUCUGAUACAGAUAUUAACUAGUGUUCAUAGUAUCCAAAUUCAGAAUUUUAACCACUAUGCUAUUCUGCCUUUCCUGACAGCUAAGAAGCUUCUCUGCCAGGCCUGCUAGCUUCUCUUGUCUCUGACUAGAUACUUUGCAAACAAUCAUUAAUGAAUUAAAUUAAAGUUUAAAUAUUAUUUAAUCCAGGAAUAGCAACUAUGUUACAUAGGUAGUACCACUUUCUAUUGCUGUACCCAUGGCAGACAUCACUAAUCAAUCACAGCGUUGCAUUUCUUUUGCCCUACCCAGGUACGUGGGGGGGUUUCUUGCCUUUUGGGAGGUCUG
This is a messenger RNA of Aethalodelphis obliquidens (Pacific white-sided dolphin), 2754 nucleotides long. Its product is annotated as acetylcholine receptor subunit beta-like. Lineage: Eukaryota; Metazoa; Chordata; Mammalia; Artiodactyla; Delphinidae. Gene Ontology annotation, molecular function: extracellular ligand-gated monoatomic ion channel activity; transmembrane signaling receptor activity. Gene Ontology annotation, cellular component: membrane. The record is from RefSeq and is a predicted model, not a curated record. Gene Ontology annotation, biological process: monoatomic ion transmembrane transport. Bases 601 to 1620 code for a protein of 339 amino acids. The transcript has 6 exons.